UUGUGGGUGCAUUUAGUCUCCAACACUAGUAAACCACUCUUGUUCAAUUCUCUCUCUCUCACCAAACCCUCACAUUCCUUCACUUCUCUCUAUCUCUCUCUUAAACUUCAUUCUCAUUAGGGUCGGACUAUCCAUUUCAAGACUUGUUAUCAACAUAACAAUGGAUGAGCUAGAGCUAGAGCUUCCUAACCCAAACAUGUUUGCAAGUAACCCGAAUACGAAAACGGGCAAACGGAGCAGAGAAAAUAACAACAAAAACAAUAGCAAGCAUCCGGUUUAUAGAGGAGUCCGGAUGCGGGCAUGGGGCAAAUGGGUAUCCGAGAUCCGAGAACCCAAAAAAAAAUCUCGGAUCUGGCUAGGUACAUUUGCCGACCCGGAAAUGGCAGCACGUGCACAUGACGUAGCAGCACUGACAAUAAAAGGGUCGGCGGCGAUCCUUAAUUUCCCCGAACUCGCCGCCGUUUUGCCACGACCCGACACGUGCUCCCCACGUGAUGUUCAAGCAGCAGCCACAAAAGCUGCUGCCAUGAGCCACCUUAACUCAAUCCCAAUGCAACCCACACCUUCCACGUCAUCAACAUCAUCCUCGAACUCCGCGGUGUCCACGUUGACAUCCACAUCCACGUCAGAUGAGGUGUCAACUGGGGCACCACGGGAGGAUGAGUUGGAUGAGAUAGUUGAGUUACCGAUUUUGGGAGAGGGGUAUGACUCGGCCGAGUCGAGAAACGACUACGUGUUUGUCGACUCGGGGUGGGAGUACUAUUCGUCGACGACAGCAUUCGCAGCGGAUUGGGGCGGCGGUUAUUUCGCCGGCGAGUCCGGCACCUUUCUUACCGACGAGUAUUCAUGGCAACAUUAUUGAGGACGUUCAAAAAUGAAUUUGUGCUUAUUUUUCUUAGUAUAUUUUCGAUUUUAUAAAUUUUGACAAAAUUUGUUUGUGGCCCUUAAAUUAUUGGAAAUUUUUUUAUUUCAAUAUUUUUUGAAAGGGCUAAAGUUUUUAGAUUUAAUUAUGCAUUUAUUUGAUGUUUGUUGUGUAUAACCAAAGGGCCUUCGGUCUAGCAGUAUCAAGGUGUUAGAUAAAACUUUGUUUUUCUAAGUGGUGGGGGUUCAAAUCCCAUUGGUGACCCGUUCAAAAAAAUAAAGGUUACAGAUAAAAAGUCAAAAGAGUCAACGCACCUCCGAUCCCGUAUAGGUUUGGCUGGUUUGCCGAUUUGAACACUGCAAGUUAGAGUGUUUAUAUGUUAUUUGUAUGAAUUUGAUGUUUAAGGAUUGAUUAUUUGAAA
This is a messenger RNA of Helianthus annuus (common sunflower), 1283 nucleotides long. RefSeq names its product ethylene-responsive transcription factor TINY. The transcript has a single exon. Lineage: Eukaryota; Viridiplantae; Streptophyta; Magnoliopsida; Asterales; Asteraceae. Gene Ontology annotation, biological process: regulation of DNA-templated transcription. Gene Ontology annotation, molecular function: DNA binding; DNA-binding transcription factor activity. The coding region runs from base 161 to 862 and encodes 233 amino acids. The record is from RefSeq and is a predicted model, not a curated record.